AUGGCCAGAUUAUCUCUGGCCCAGGAUCCGGAACAGCAGCCUCCGCCAGCUAUUCACAGCCCUGGUGUGAUCCGCGUAGAUAUAACGGCCAAGUUUGCCGCCGCCACCAAGUCUUUGGAACCGGGGGAGCUAGUUAAGGAUGGCUUCUUUACACUGUUCGAGUCUGUCUCGGCUCUCGAGAUAAUGGAUCCAAAAAUGGACAGUGGCUGCGUCGCCCCAGGGGAGAAAUUUGAAGAGGAAUACGAUGUAUCGCGCAAGCUGCUCCCGGAGGAGGUUUUGGGCAUAAUCGAUGAGCUCGUCUGCCAUGAGAUUUCAUGGCACCUUGGCUAUCCAUUGGCCCAGACGCUAUUCACCAGCGUCUAUGUCGAGGCACUUUCAAUGCCGGACCCUGCCAACAUUGGCGAGGCACAUUUUGUGAGGUCCGGUACCUCCGGCAGCAACACUGAGCCUAUGCUGCAGAUCCUCCGUGCCUACUGCCUGGGCAUGCUUAAAGCUUGCAGCCAUGUCAACGAGCACAUCAAGCUGGAACACUUUUAUGAGGAGGAGGAUUUUGUCACAAAUACAUACAACCGCACUCUACUUCGAAACAUAUCAACACGCAACAUUCACUCGGCCCUCCGCGAAGCAGAAGGGCUUUUGGGCCUGUUGAAAGACGAAGUAUCCAGUGAUAUCCUCCAAGGACUGUCGGCUCGCUUAAGUCUGCGACGCAUAUUUCUCGAGGCUACAGAAUCACUAGAGAUGACACAAGAUCUUACCAAAACACAGGCGCCGUGGAUCGAAGCUGCCAACGUACUCCCCAUCAUUGAAAAGACGCACAUCUUGGCCCGAAGUGUCGAUGAGGCCUUUUCAGCCAAACUACAGCGAAAACUCGCCAGCACCAUGCCCCCGCGCCCAAUCGUGCAGCUCGAUUUCAAGGAGGCUUUCGCGCAUCUCUCACGCAUGUUUGAGGAUGGUGCCGAGGUAGUCAAUGUUCUCAAGUAUACCGAUUCCCAGUGUCUCUUGACAUUUAUAUCAACGUUUCAAGCCAAGAAGCCUCAGCCACUCGUAUUCGUGAGAACUCUCUUGCAGUCGUUCCUAUUCAACGAAAUGCAGGUUCUAGGACGCAUGAGCAUUCGACAGCUCCUCGACGACGAUUUAUCUAUCCUCACGCUCCCCGCCAGCCCGCUUCUUGCGCGCAGCAACGACGAUAUCGAGGUCGUUCAUGAUGUCCGCUUCGUAAUGUCACAGCAAACGGAACUCUUUCGCCAACGCGCUGCGCAACCAUUUGUGGAUAUUCUUCGGACAUUUUGUCAGAAUCGGUGUCGUGUUCGCCGCACGCUUUGCCACCUUGUAAACGAGUGGGAGAACUUACAGUUCGACGCCGAGGACAUUGACCAGCUCCUGCAAGUCAAGACCAAGGAGCGACCCAUUCUUCUAGAACCCUCCAUGAUGAGUAGCUCAGAUCAAACCAUUGAGUCAUACUCACUCCCGCUCUCCUCGUGGACCUACUUAUAUAAGCUGCGUCUCAUGGAAAUGAUUGUCCAGCUCGGCUUCGAGUUGGGGGUCUACCAACCGGAUGAGCACCUUGGCAUGUACUGGUACCUCAGUUACCUCGCCAAGACGCGCUUGCAGCAUGUGGAGCGGAUCAAGUCGUUUAUCAUCCACCGUGUCGACGAAGCGCGCGCCUUGCCCUCCGAGGAUCCUGACGUGGAGAAGCAGCUCCAGCGUGCUCUUGCCUCCACGCGCCUUACACUUAUUGACGCUGCUGUGACCUGGGAGCUGUCUGUCGCGCUCGCAUGCCUGUACGCUGUCCUCGCGCGUCAUGGUCUCGUGCGUACACCUACCCGGCCCUACAGUAACGACGAGUUCCGCUACGACCUGCGCAUGAAGCCCUUUUCCUCCAUUGGCUUGCCCUCGCUUCCUACAUUUGAAGAAUUCACAACGGGCUCACAGCAGCUGGAUACAUCCUCAGAGGAGCUCCUGGUCUAUGGCGAGCGCGCGCUGACGGGCGCGAAACGUGGCUUCGAAACCCUCAACAAGCUCUCUGCCGAAGAGUCAUUCUCGGUGGGCUCACACGAACGGUGGGUGGCCGGCGUGAGGAAUGGCCUCAAGUCGUGCAUUGCCGCGGGCAUUGCCAUUCAGACGGUGCAGAAGGCACUGGCGGGCACGGGUACGCAAUCAGGAGUAGGGCCGAUGAAAGACGUCGCACUGGGCUUGACCGUUGAGGUUCCCACACCGGAUAAGACAUACCACCCGUCCUGGAUUGUACCUAGAGUAACAUUUAUACCCAAUUGA
Cordyceps militaris CM01 is the source of this 2274-nucleotide messenger RNA. Its product is annotated as amino-acid N-acetyltransferase subunit Mak10, putative. Bases 1 to 2274 code for a protein of 757 amino acids. Lineage: Eukaryota; Fungi; Ascomycota; Sordariomycetes; Hypocreales; Cordycipitaceae. Gene Ontology annotation, biological process: N-terminal peptidyl-methionine acetylation. Gene Ontology annotation, cellular component: NatC complex. The record is from RefSeq and is a predicted model, not a curated record. The transcript is spliced from 6 exons.